AAAUGGCUAAAACCAGGGUCAAAGGCAUGCGAAAAAUUGUCCGAUCUUCUAGAAAAACGUCACUUUCUAAAGGACAUACAAAAGCUUAGUCCACAUCGGCAGACAUCGGGUGUAGAGGCAUUCCAUGGGACUAUAAUUCACUUUGCUCCCAAAAUGCUGGUGUAUUCCUACAAUGGCAUGUUUACCAGGGUGAUAAUAGCAGCGUUGCAUUAUAAUGAAAAUGCAGGCAGAAUUGCUUUAAAAGAUGGAAAAGGAAAUGACAGAUACUCCGUAGUUUAUCCAAGAGCUAAAAGUGGUGGAUAUACAUUGCAAAAAGUGUUGACUGAGGCUACUUAUGAUUAUGUUGAUGAACUAAUAGCAGAGGCAAUCCAGUUGUGUAGCAGUGGGAAGAAAAACCUACAACUCUCCAUUCCACAACUCAGUUCUCCACCACCACCUGUUUGUUCAGCCUUUAGCAGACCAGAGAAAGAUGUAGCAAUAGCUAAACAUCUGUCAAGAUUUACCAGUCUCACAUAAACAAGACACUCAAACCAAAAGGCUCUUUUCAGAGCCAUUAUUUAACAAAAGAGAAGCAAUUAUAUAGUCUGUGUUUGUUUUGGUUUUUUUUUUCAUUUAAUUUAUUCACACACAUACACAUACAUAUUACUGUACAAAGAAAAUACUUAAUAGUAAAAAGAAAUAAGAAUAAUAAUAUGUUACAGAAUAAGUGUGUGGAAAGAGGCCAAAAUAUGUUUAGAAUCAAAUUUUAAGCCAUGAAUACCAGAUAAAAUAAUAUUAUAUUAUUAAAUAAAAUUUAAUAAUAAAUAAAUAAUAAAAGUUGAAUUAGGGCAGUGUGCCAAUUAUUCAUUAAUUUUACCAAAAUGUCAAGUUUACAAACAAGCACAUAGCAUACCCACUACAGUAAUUAUAAUGAACUACAGGAGUUUUGUUCUGUUAGGCUGAUGGGAAAGAUUACCGAUAAGAAGCAAA
Anneissia japonica is the source of this 969-nucleotide messenger RNA. RefSeq lists its product as uncharacterized. The transcript has 4 exons. Lineage: Eukaryota; Metazoa; Echinodermata; Crinoidea; Comatulida; Comatulidae. The coding region runs from base 154 to 516 and encodes 120 amino acids. The record is from RefSeq and is a predicted model, not a curated record.